GUGGUCCCGCAGAAGUCCAAGAAGAAGCCGAAGACGAUGACCAAGAUGAGUAUGAAGAGGAAAAGCCAAGGCCAAAGUUAACAGCUCCGAAGAUCCCGGAAGGGGAGAAGGUGGAUUUCGAUGACAUCCAGAAGAAAAGGCAAAACAAGGAUCUGAUGGAGCUCCAGGCCCUCAUCGACAACCACUUCGAAGCCAGGAAGAAGGAGGAGGAGGAGCUGAUUGCCCUCAAGGAGAGAAUCGAGAAGCGCAGAGCCGAGAGGGCUGACCAGCAGAGAAUCCGGGCGGAGAAGGAGAAGGAACGCCAGAACAGGCUGGCGGAGGAGAAAGCCCGGCGUGAGGAAGAGGAUGCCAAGCGGAAAGCUGAGGAUGACCUGAAGAAGAAGAAGGCUCUGUCCUCCAUGGGCGCUUCCUACAGCAGCUACCUGGCCAAGGCCGACCAGAAGAGAGGGAAGAAGCAGACAGCCCGUGAGAUGAAGAAGAAGAUCCUGGCAGAGAGGAGGAAGCCCCUCAACAUCGAUCAUCUCGGCGACGACAAACUGAGAGACAAGGCUAAGGAGCUGUGGGAAUCCCUGCACCAGCUGGAGACCGACAAGUUCGAGUUUGGGGAGAAGCUGAAGAGGCAGAAAUACGAGAUCACAACCCUCAGGAACCGGAUCGACCAGGCCCAGAAGCAGUAGUACCCCAGCCCGCUCCCGCCGAGG
This is a messenger RNA of Ornithorhynchus anatinus (platypus), 701 nucleotides long. It is a transcript of the gene TNNT3, whose product is annotated as troponin T3, fast skeletal type. The record is from RefSeq and is a predicted model, not a curated record. Gene Ontology annotation, molecular function: tropomyosin binding; troponin I binding; troponin C binding. Bases 156 to 677 code for a protein of 173 amino acids. Gene Ontology annotation, cellular component: troponin complex. Lineage: Eukaryota; Metazoa; Chordata; Mammalia; Monotremata; Ornithorhynchidae. Gene Ontology annotation, biological process: muscle contraction; sarcomere organization; regulation of muscle contraction. The transcript has 10 exons.